Messenger RNA from Trichomonas vaginalis G3, 1779 nucleotides. Its product is annotated as AT-hook-like domain signature family. The coding region runs from base 1 to 1779 and encodes 592 amino acids. The transcript has a single exon. Gene Ontology annotation, molecular function: DNA binding. Lineage: Eukaryota; Parabasalia; Trichomonadida; Trichomonadidae. The record is from RefSeq and is a predicted model, not a curated record.
AUGGAGAAAUCGAAGAAGCAAGGAGAAUUUAAACCUCCUGCAAGGUUAGUACAAGAUAAUAAUACCGAGAAAGAAUCAUCCAAUAAAACAAAAAAUUCAGGGUCAUCUACAUCAAAUUCCAAAAAAUCGACAAACAAUAGCGAUAAAUUAGCAGUUCCUACUAUAAAAGAAAUACAAUCAAUGACGUCCCCAAAACCAUCUAACGAAAUUCCAACACCAGAUCAAGAUAUUUUUGAUCUUGAAGAGGAAAUGCUUUCACAGUCACAGAAUUAUGAUGACUAUUCGUCAACAAAAAAAGCACUAAGUUCUGCUCAAAAACGAUCUCAAAUUGAAAAAAAUAUUUUGGAAACUCCCGAAAAGAAAAAUAAUGAAAAGCAGAAACCUGAGAAAAACAAUAAGUUUAGCGAAUCAUCAAGUCAACAAGAUGAAUUAGAAAAAGAUGAAGAUUCAAAACCAAAUAAAAAGGAUAAGAAACAGAAAAACAGUCCAAAAACAUCAUUGUCUACGAAGAUAAAAGACACAUUCGAUAAUAUCGAGACUCCUACGCGAAAACAUAUUCCUUUAGAAGAAAAAAGUUCAUCUUUACAUGAAAAAGAAAAUAAUAACAAAGAACAAGAAAUAAAAGCUCCCGAACCUACAGAAAUUUCUGGAAAUGAAGCAGAACAAAAAUUAAAUGAAAAUAACGAAUCAAACAAACAAAACCAAAAGGAUCAACCAAGACCAGAUGAAAGUAAUAAAGAAAACCUAACUAAAACUCCAGAAAAAACAAAUAAUUCUUCUGAUUCGCCAGUUCUUCUUCAACAACCACUAAAAGGCGAUAAAAACGAUACAGAAGGAACAGAUCAACCAGAAACUCCAACAAAAAGAAAAAGAGGAAGACCUCGGAAGAAUCCGAACGGAGAAAGCAAACAAAGCACUCCAAAGAAGCCACUACAAAGUCCAAAGAAUAGUCCUUUAACGGUUUCUUCAGUAAACGCAGAAACUCCUAAAAAUUUACAAAAUAAUUCUCCGAAAACUUCAGAAAAACAUGAAGAAUUGCAAAAAAUAGAUGAUGCUACAAAGGAAAACACAGAUAACAAACAAGAAAUAAAUAAUAAUGAAACUAAAAUUGAAAAUACUGUUGAUAAUACAUCAAAAUUAGAUAAAUUCGAACUCUUACUAGAGGAAAUCACUGGUCCAUCGUUAGAGCAUCUUUCUCCUGAUUUUAGAGAGUUUCCAGAAAAAAUUAUUGAAAAAACUUUGGAUAGCAGCAAAACAGCAACAGUCCAACAAGAAGAGAAACCGAAAGAAGAAGAAAAACUAUCAUCACCACCUCCAGAACCUCAAAAACCAGUAGAAGAACCUCCAAAAGAAGAAAAGAAAGAAAAUGCGGAAAAACAAGAAACUCCUGAAAAAACAGAAGUCAAAAGAAAGAGAGGAAGACCUAGGAAGAAUGUAACUGACUCCGAAAAAGAAGUAAAUAGACUUAGAGUUCCUAAAAAGAAAACAUCCGAAAAAGAAUCAGUCAAACCUUAUACAAAAGUACCAACUCUCAAUACAAAAGUAAUUAGUAUUGAUUUCGGAAGUCCUCUUGUCAUAAACAGGCUCGCAAGAAGCAGACAAUACAUUCAUCUCAACGGAAAGGGCACAAUUUCUCUGAAUGGAAGAAAAUAUUCGGUUGAUCAGCCAGAAGAAGGGCAAGAACACCCAAGAAUUUACGCUGCUCCCGAAGUUGACCUUUCAUUCGAAUGUAAUGAUGAAAAUGAAACAUUCAAACUUCUGGAACUUACAUUCCUUUGA